Messenger RNA from Raphanus sativus (radish), 1450 nucleotides. Its product is annotated as protein FD. The coding region runs from base 232 to 1143 and encodes 303 amino acids. The transcript has 2 exons. Lineage: Eukaryota; Viridiplantae; Streptophyta; Magnoliopsida; Brassicales; Brassicaceae. Gene Ontology annotation, molecular function: DNA-binding transcription factor activity. Gene Ontology annotation, cellular component: nucleus. Gene Ontology annotation, biological process: positive regulation of DNA-templated transcription. The record is from RefSeq and is a predicted model, not a curated record.
UAUUUUCAUUAUAGUACUUUGAAAUUGAAGACAUCAAAACUUUAACUACAUAGUUAUGGAAGCUUUCUUCACAGUUUGGCAUAGUAUCAAUCUCCCUCAACUUUCUGAUCUCUCUGCACACUCUCUCUCCUCUCUGCUCUACUUUCUCUCCCUCUCUCUCUCUUUCUGAGUGUAGGAUACAAGACAAUUGACACCAAAGCGUAAAGCUGUGUGUGUGGGUUCUCCUUUCCAAUGUUGUUUUCAGCAAAUCAUCAGAGAAACAAUAGAGUCUCUGCUACAAGCAAGAACAAGACUCUCAACAAAGUUUCUUCCAUUUCAUCCUCAUCAUCUCCUUCACGCACACAAGACACUCAGUCCCAAAAGAGAUCUCUAGUCACCAUGGAAGAUGUUUGGAAAGACAUCAACCUUGGUUCCAUCCACAGCCAACAUCCACAAGGCAACCAUGAGCCAAGGUUUGGGAGCCACAGCCACCAGAACCAAAACCCUAACUCCAUCUUCCAAGAUUUUCUCAACAGGCCUUUGAACCAGGAGCCAACAAUACCCACCAUGGGUUGUUCUUCCUCUAAUGGAGCUACCACCACUGUAACUGCUCUCUUGAGCAGCUCUCCUCCUUUGGCACCUCCUGAAACUGUUCUGAGCUUGAAUUCUGGACCCGGCUUUGAGUUUCUUGAUAGCCAAGAUCCUCUUGUUACCCCUAACUAUAAUCUGCAUAGCCACAAUCACCUCAACACCUCGUUUGAAGCUCUGGUUACACCGACUUGUUUUGGUAAGAAAAGAGGCCAAGAGUCUAAUGAAGAAGGUUCAGGGAACAGGAGAAAUAAGCGUAUGAUCAAGAACAGAGAAUCUGCAGCUCGUUCCAGAGCUAGGAAACAGGAAUGUGUCUCUCUCUCCUCUCCUAACCUCUACUUGAAAAAGAAAUGUGGUUUUGUCAACAAAAUGCUUCUGGUUUUAAAAAGGAUCCUUUCUGUUUGUUUGAUUAUAAAUUUGCAGGCUUAUACAAACGAGUUAGAGCUUAAAGUUGCUCAGUUGCAGGCAGAAAAUGCUAGACUCAUGAGACAACAAGAUCAGUUAAGAAUAGCGGCAGAAAAUCAGCAACAACCCAAAAAGAACACACUUCAAAGGGCUUCCACGGCACCAUUUUGAGAAAUCUACAAGUCCUCUUAUUUAUCUUUUGGGGAUUUAAGUUUAAAAAAUGGAAAAGUUUGUACCUAUUUUAUUAGCUAUAAGUAUAACUAAGCUAAAUUUGUGGAACCUCAAAAGAUCUUGAAGGGGAAAGAAAUAAAAAAAGAAAAACCUAUGAAGGAUCUUUCCAUUUCCUGAGGCACAGGAACACCUGUGGUGGGUCUCUCUCCUCUUGUUCUUGUCAUUUUCUUGUUCACUUCUACUUGUAUUCUUGUAUAAGGGAUACUUUUCCUCUUCUAAUGCUAAUUUUUAAAUUUACCCGUUAUGA